AACAUCUUUCAAAAACCGUGCGCGAGCGGUGCUGUUUUCGAGAUUGCUGAGGAUUAGAUGUUUUUAACUUUCAAGCAGCCGCACUGCUGCUGUGAACUAUGUCAAUAUUAACACCAGGUGUCUUUGAUGUCUGCUGUGAAUAAAGUGUUUUAAUCUACCGAGGUCUCCCGCUCCAGAGUCCGAGUUCCGACAUGAAGUGUUUGAAAGUGGACGAGUACAUCAAGCGGACCGCGUCUGUGCAGGAGGCGGAGCGUUUACUCCACGAACUAGAGACGUAUGUGAAGGGUCGACCAGGCCUUCAGGGUCGCACGCUGUGUGACAGGAUCAUCAGAGCCUGUAACCAUCAACUUGGAGUUGGAUGCCCUGCCCCUGAUCACAUCAGUCAUCUGGUAAAGCUGGUGGAGCUUUCCCUCCAUGGCUAUGAUAUCUCUGCAGCACUCGUUCCUCAGAGCUGUCCACUGUAUAUGGAGAAGAUCAUUUUCCAUAUCGUCAAGAAGCUCAGCUCCCUACAGGCUCACAGUCUAUGCAGCUAUGUGGCUGGGUUGCUUUACAGCAGGCUUACUCCAGCACAACAGGGUGAGGACUACUCUGUUCUUUUGCGGAGCUGCUUCUCCGUACUCUGGAGCGGACUCUCCGCUGCCAAAGACAGGAAAACCCUCAAUCCCCAGGAAAAAUUCCACUGCCAGAUGCAAGCUCUGAGCUUCCUCCUGUUGAUGGACACAGACAGUGCAGCUCCCUCCUUCUCCAAAGCUCCCAUAUACACAGAGGAUGCCAUCACUGAAUUUCAGAGUGUCUCUGUAGGGGUGACCAAGGAGGAUGCUUCUUUUCUUCUCCAGGAAUUGCGCUUGCUUUUCAACAGAUGCCUGAUCAGUGGUCGAGGUUGCGAGGGGGACGGGUCGAAGCAGUAUAUUAAGAAAUCAAGUGUGUGCACGCUUUCUGAAAUGCUGCUAAUUGUCGUCAGGGUGCUCUGUAAGGCUGGACACUACGAUGUGGCCUCCACCUUCCUGGAUGAAAUUGAGAAAAAGGUCAGAGACUGUGCUGACUGUCAGUGUACAGCUCUGUUGCUUGGCAAGUGGGCAGUGGAGGUUCAUUCCACAAUGAAGGCCGGCGAGGAGAGUGGCCAGGCUUUGACAAACUGUGCCAGGGCUUUGAGGUCACUCUCAGCAGACUUGGGAGAACAAGAAGCUCAUGCAGUUCUGGAAGGGUGCGCGCUCGUGGUGUGGGCUGUCGAGAAUGGCCACAACAAAGGAUUAAGUGGUCCCGUGCUGCUGGCCUGGUUUUCAUUCCUCGAGGAGCACCAAGAGCGGAUAUUAAAAAUUUUAAAAAAGAAUCUGACAUGCCAGGCUGAGGGCAGCAGACUGCAACAGGCCCUGUGUUUCAGUAUUUACCAAGGCUUUGUAUUUGCUUAUGAGAGCAUGCUCGCAUCACAGCUGGAGAACAGUGACAUACUUGACAGAGUGCUGCUGUACUGCCAAGCCACAGCUGGACAGAUGAUGGUUGAGCUGCGCAAGUUGUCUAGUGAUAGCCUUCUUAUCAAAGCAGUGAUUGCUGUAAGCAACUUAGUUUGUGGAUUGUACAACCGGCGUCUAUAUGACCAGGCCUUCACGCUUGUUGAGAUCCUCUGCAGAGAUCUGUGCAAGAAUUGCCCCGUCUCACUCUCCCUUGACAGGUUGAGCCGGCCUUUCAUGCUGGCUGUGCAGACUUCCCGACGGGCUGGACAACUGGAGCGAGCGCUGGACUGGGUGAUUCUGUGGCUGAAAGCUCUGGGCGACAAAAUUCCUACUCAUAUGGCUGAACCAGUCUCUCUGUGGGUGAAAACAAAGAUGGAUGCAGCACGUAACUCUGAGGAGGACAUCCGACUUAGGACAUUACGUGAUGGUUUUGGUCCUGACCUCCCUGAUGAGGACGUGAUGCUCUGCCUUUUGAAAGAAGAGCUGCAGGCCUAUAAGGAGGUGACAGGGGACACUGGGCAGGAGCGUUACAACACACUCUGCGAUCUGUUGGACAUCUGCCAUGAGGAGAGCUGCCACACCCACCUACGUGCUGUCUACCUCUGUGAAAUGGCCCAAGUUGUUUGUUUCCAGGAUUUCAGUGAACAGACUGACUGCUCGGCAGUUGAUUUUACCCAUGAAGCUUUGCGGCUACUAGAAGAAGAACCAGAGACCACAGAGAAUGCUGAUAGACUGAAGGAUGACAAGGCCCAUGCUUUCCUUUGGCUCUAUGUCUGCACUCUUGAGAAGAAUCUUCAUGAGGCCAUUGAGAAGGAGAGAAAACUGCGAGAGCUGCGUGAACAUGUGACCAAUCCUGUAGGAACCAAUGAUUUUGACUAUGAAGACGAGCAGAAAACACAGGACAGCAUUCUGCUCUAUGAAGGCCUCCAUUUCAACCUGGCUGCAGAGAACAAAUUGUGCAAACCUCUGGAAAGAGCACUGGAUGAGUGGUCUGCUCUUCUGCAGAGUGGAGUUCUGCCCUCUGUCAGGAACCCUAAACAGACCUGUAGCUCCCUUGCUCUGACUGCAGCUCUCUUCAGACUUAUGGGAAAGCCUCUAAAGGCUUUGGAAGCUUAUCAACUCACAAUCGGACUUUCACGUCACCUGUCUGAAACGCAUGCCUGUGCCAGCUCCCUCUGUCAGUCAGCCAGCGUUCUUCUGGAUAUGGGUGCCCCUGAACUGGCUUUGGCCCAGUUAGAGCAAGCAGAAAAAAAUCUUCUCUCAAAUACCACCAGUGAAGGACCCUCUUCCCUUUCAAUGAUGGUCCUGCUGUUGAAAGCUCAGUACUACUACAGCACAGGACAGGUGGGUCGUGGGGUGCCUUAUCUGUGUGAGGUGCUUAAAGAAGUGAAUGAGCAGAGACAGUCAAAAAGUUGGUACCUGCUUCGUGCUCGGGCCCUGCAGACCUGCAGCUCCUACCUGAGUUUGGACACAGCAUCACUGCCACAAGCUGAGCGCAAACUUAUCACAGAGAAUGGUAUAAAUAGCCCGGACACUGCCCUGUAUGAAAGUCUGAAGCUUCUCUGUAGCCUGCUGGUCACGUUGGUGGGGAAAGGCCUGUAUGGGACUAAUAGCAGCACCUCAGAUGUGCGCUUUAUCGACCAAGGAGAUAACCUGAUGCUGAAGUGGCAGCUGCUCUCAGAGCUGUUAAACUCCUCGAUGAAGAUGGUGGCUGUGAGGAGCAGCUGUGGGGCCAUCAACGACGCCAGGCUCCAAUGCCUAGAAGCCCUUAAACUGGCCAUCAAGCUGCAAGCACUCAGCCAAUGUGCUGAGCUGCUGGUGAUGAAAGCAGAGUUGGAGCUUAUGCAGGGGGAGAGAGAAGAAAGUGGUUUUGAUUUGGAUAAAGUCAGAAACCUUCUGGAGCUCUGCACAGAUUUUUCUGAUCAGGUGCAGAAGGCAGAGUUGAAAAUCAAACCAAGGAAAGGUCGCCCAGUGCAGAAAUCGCAGUCUCCCCUACCUACUUUGGAGGAUGAUUUUAAAGGCCUCCUGAGCACUAGGUGGUUUCCUAAAGAACCUGUAGUCAGGGAUCCGGCCAGCUCCCCACCUCUCAAAGCACAGCCGUGCCGGUGGCUCUCCUCUCUGGCGCAUGAAUCUGACUGCCAGUGCCCCUGCUGCUCUGAGCCCUGCCUGGGCCGUGCCACUGCUCGCUGGGCUGCUACACAGGCUGAUCUGGUUCUUAAGCUGGAUCCAAAUGAUGCCAAAGUCAGUGUGAAACUUCAAUGGGCAACAUUAUCCCGCUGCAAGAGUGUCACUGCCAAACUUGGGGCUAAAUUGGCUCAACUCUUUCCUCCUUGUGGUCCCACAAAAGACUCCUCUAAACCCUCCCUGAUGCAAGACGUGGUGGGCCGUGUGUACCUUCAUAUGGCCCUGUCUGGGCUGGAACCAAGACUUAACAACAUCUGUGGUAUAUGGAAAGUACUGGAAGCUGGCUUAGCAUUUGUUGAUUCCAUGCCCUCUCCUGUGCUGAGACCAGUGAGAGCAGGCCUAAUGGCAACUAAAGCCAUAGUAACAUUGUUUACCUUGGCUUCCAAAAAGCAGUGCAACCCAGAGGAGCUUUUCUCAAAUGCAUGGUCUUGGAAUGCACCAAAAGAGCUGAAAUCAGAACAGAAAAACGUUCCUGCCUCAUCCCUGCUUAAAAAGUCUAAAGACCCUGCUAAAAAGCUUAAUAUUCCUGACAAAGCAAAGGAGGCAAAAAAGGUCAAGGUUGUCAAGCCCAAGAUUCCAGCGACAAGCUCCUCAGCCAGAGGAAAGGGACUGGUUCCCAUGACGCCAGUAAUGGUAAAGACAAAGCACUCUGUUAAAGAGCUUGGCUCUUAUGACUUCAACACAGUGGUGCCUACGUUGGCUUGUACUCCUGUUCAAAAAGUGAAAGAUCCUGCUUCAGUGCGAAAAGCACCAAGAACUGUGCCUAAGCAACAGUUUCAUGUGUUCGAAGAUACUUCUCCGAUUCAAGAGAAAACCCGACCAGUGCCCGCCGCCCCAAGAUGCACAAGGAAAUCCCGUUUCAAGGUGGACUUUAGUGACGAGAGUGACUCAGAGGCUAAUACCCAAAUGGAGCCCAAAGAAAAAGCAGAUGCCCCUAAAAAGCGAACAGCUACGAGAAGAGCUGCUCAAAAUGCCAAAACAGUCCCCGCUCUACCUGCAGAGAACACACGACCCAAGAGGCAGACUAAGAGUAAAAAAAGCACUACUGUGCAGGGGGCUCCGUCUUCUGAGGAUGACGAAGGAUUGGUCUGUCAGCCUCCCUCAACAAGAAGAGGAAGAACCAGAAGGGAACUCUCCAGGUCAGAGGCAGAAGCGGUGGAGGAGCCGGACAAGAUGAGGACCAUUGAGGAGGAAUCUAACGAAGUUCUGGACAUAAGCAUCGAGCAGCUCAGGACAUCAGACACAGAGGCUGAAGACAAUCCUGCUUCAAAUUUAGAAAUCUUACGGAGGGAUAUAUGUUGCAACUUGGAGAGAGAUUUUUCUGAGCUGAGGAGCCGAGGUCAUCUGGCAGAAGGGCCACAAACCCAACUCUGUCACUCAGACAUCAGGCCAGAGAAUCUCUCACUGGAGGAUGUUCAGACGUUGCUCCGCUCAGCCUGGCUGGCCCUUCAGCACUUCCCCUCUCCCACUAUCUACCCGACCCUCUGUGCUCUUCUGGCAUUAUCAUUGGGACAAAAGGAUCCUGUAACUACAGCGAUGCUACACGCCCAGUCCUUGGGCGUCACAAGCCGUCAUCGCGCAAUCAGGCAUUUUGCCAGUUGUCUCAAAAAGCUGAGAAAGUCCUCCAGUGAAUUGGCAGACAAGAUGGAUGCUCUGAGUCUAAAUGAGCUCAGCUCGACUGAGUCCAAGACUUCUACUGAACAGAGGUUGGCUCAGUUGGAGAACAUCUUUUCCUUCCCAACUGCUGACUCCUCAUCUUUCCCCAAGAACCACUGCCAAGAGUUUAUCCAACAACUUCAACACCUUCCCCAAGGGGUCACUGUGUGUAUGAUGUCUGUGCUGGGAGUGAAACCUGGGGAAAUGGGCGACAGCAUCAUACUUUCACGACUCGAGAAAGGAUCUGACCCUGUCACCGUUCACAUCCCCACAGCUAAGCAGCAGCGCCCCAUUAGUUGGCUUGUGCAGGAGAUGGACAGUAUCCAGGUGGAACAGAAGGUUGUGAGCAGUGUGUGUGAGAAAGUCAAGUGGUGGGAAGGCCGCAGGGCGCUCGACUCCCGAGUUGAGCAACUAUUGAAAGAGAUGGAGGGAUUGCUUGGAUGCUGGAAGAGCUUCCUUCGACCACUUUCUUCGGAUCCAGAACUCUCCAAUCAGGCCCAACACCUUUGCAAGACCUUGUCUGCCAGAGGAGUGACGGGGAGUGAGGAGAUGUUGAAGGCCGUGCUGUCUGCGUUUCCUGUGCUCUCCCAAGACGACUUGCACAGAUUUUCUCUUGGAGUUUCUCCACAGUGGGACACGGAGUGUGACCAGCUUCUCCAUGAAGCUCUUUCCCAGCUUUCAGAGAGAGACGAGCCCCGAGGUCAUGUGGUUCUCAUCCUGGACAAGUACCUUCAGAAGUUGCCAUGGGAGAGCAUCUCCGCCUUAAAGUCUCUCUCUGUCAGUCGGAUGCCUUCUCUACACUCACUGAUUGGACUGAGCAUUCAGAAAGAGAAUGACUCUCACUCCAUCCUGAGGAAAGGUGUGGACACAAGGAAGGUGUAUUAUGUGCUGGACCCUGAUGCUAAUUUAGGAAACUCCCAGGACCGAUUCAAGGAAUGGUUUAGCAGUAAACUGGAUUGGGAAGGUGUGUGUGGUGUUGCUCCUGACUCGGGUCAGCUGGAAGAAGCUGUGGCAGACAAGGAUCUUUACAUUUACGUGGGUCACGGUGCAGGCGCCCGGUUCCUCGACAGCCAGGGGGUCCUGAAGCGGCAGAUGAGAGCAGCCUCUCUGCUCUUUGGCUGCAGUAGUGCUGCUCUGGCAGUGCGUGGGGACCAGGAGGGACAAGGCAUCAUCCUCAGCUACCUCAUCGCAGGCUGCCCCUUUGUUUUGGGAAACUUGUGGGACGUGACGGAUCGGGAUAUUGAUCGUUUCACUAAAGCCUUGUUGGAGUCCUGGUUAUCUGACGGGUCUGGAGCUCCGCUCUUGGAUCAUAUGGGCCCAUCGCGUCAGGCCACACACCUGAAACACCUCAUCGGAGCUGCACCUGUGGUCUAUGGCUUACCUGUCCACCUGCAGUAGGUGGGCUGCCAAGCGAAACGUCUUCUCAAAGCAGUAUUGCAAACAGUCUGUGCAGUAUUUAAACAUUUAGGUUUCAGCACGCAAGCUGGAGAACACAACUUUAACUUGAAUUUCACCUUGAAUUUUUCAGUUUUAGUUAGAUGCAUUUUUCUAAUUUAAACAAUGCUUCCAUUUUUAAAGCAAUCUAACAGUGAUGUGAAUUGCUUGCUAAUUUUUAUGACGUGUUUGAAUGUAAUUUUAAUGUGUUGAUUUAAUUUUUUAAUAAAUGUGUUCUUACAUACA
Scophthalmus maximus (turbot) is the source of this 6971-nucleotide messenger RNA. It is a transcript of the gene espl1, whose product is annotated as extra spindle pole bodies like 1, separase. Gene Ontology annotation, biological process: meiotic chromosome separation; proteolysis. The record is from RefSeq and is a predicted model, not a curated record. Gene Ontology annotation, molecular function: protein binding; cysteine-type endopeptidase activity. Gene Ontology annotation, cellular component: centrosome; nucleus; mitotic spindle. The coding region runs from base 192 to 6689 and encodes 2165 amino acids. The transcript is spliced from 32 exons. NCBI's taxonomy places the organism in Eukaryota, Metazoa, Chordata, Actinopteri, Pleuronectiformes, Scophthalmidae.